Molecule: messenger RNA, 4080 nt
Organism: Alternaria atra
Lineage: Eukaryota; Fungi; Ascomycota; Dothideomycetes; Pleosporales; Pleosporaceae
Exons: 1
Coding region: 1-4080 (1359 amino acids)
Source: RefSeq, a predicted model, not a curated record
AUGCCGGCAGAUCGCUACACCCGAAAAGGGCGACAGGAGAUGCGUCGCAAGGAGGAGGCUUUGGCUAACGCACGCGCUCAGGGUCUCUCACAGAGCGCAAACUUUGGCGCACCACAACAAAACGCCUUCAGCUUCGGUGCCUCAGCGCCCGCCCCCGCGAACAACGGCGCGAACGGCUUCGGCGGCAACAAUGCUUUCGGCGGUGGCGCGACCAACAGCUUCCCACCUGCGCAGCCCGCUGCCCCUAGCAACACUUUCUCUAGCUCAUCCUUUCCAGCUUUCGGAGGAAGUAGCCAAGGCACAGGCUUCAACCCCACACCACCUUCAUCUGCGGGCUUCAACUUCACAGCUGGAGGUGCGAACCCAUUUGCGAACGCGAACUCGGCACCCGCGACCAACGGAAGCACCCCUGCGCCUGCAUUCGGCGGAUCAUCCAUGUUCGGAAAUAAUGCUCAGGCGCAGAGUAAUCCCUUCGGUAGCCUAGGUCAAAACAACACCACAAGCUCGGCACCGUCAGGCGGCAUGUUCGGUACUACCAGCUCAACUUCCUCGGGCGGAAUGUUUGGAACAUCCAACGCUGCGCCUUCAGGAGGUAUGUUCGGAACAUCGAGUACUGCACCGUCGGGAGGCAUGUUCGGGACAUCAAGCGCCGCACCUUCAGGCGGUAUGUUUGGGACAUCAAGUGCUGCGCCCUCAGGUGGUAUGUUUGGAACGUCGAGUGCUGCCCCCAGUGGCAUGUUUGGUACUACGAGCGGCGCCCCGAACGCUACGAGCACCUCUGCUCCCGCAUCUACACCUUUCACAUUCGGUGCCUCCACCACAUCAGCCUCGAGCACUGCAAGCACGCCGGCUACGAGCGGCAUGUUCAGCGGAUUUGGCAGCUCAGCACAACCGGCGGCGCCAUCCCAAACAAGCACAUUCACGUUCGGUGCCAAUACACAAAAGGAUGAGGCACCCAAGCAGUCGCCUGCGCCCUCAAACAACAUGUUUGGGGGCUUCGGUUCCAAUGCACAGAAAAGCGAGAACAACUCGGAGACUUCGAAGCAAAGCAAUCCUUUCGGAAACUUGGGCACAAGCACACAAGGCACACCAAGUGCUACCGCGACCGCUCCGGCAUCGAAUUUGUUCAAUUUCGGUGCAACUGCGCAGAAGCCUGACAGUGCGACAUCAACCGCACCCUCAACCAACCUUUUCGGGACCACAAGCUCAGCCCCUAGCAAUCCAUUUGCGAACCUUCCGACCACAGAAAACAAGUCUUCCACUGAAACGGGUUGGCGCGAUGCCACUGCACAGAAGCCAGUUGCGGAGGAGAAGGCAGCGGGUACAUCAUCGAACUUGUUUAGCAACCUCAAGAAACCUGAGGAGUCUGGCUCUGGCAGCACUGUGUCAGCAGACACCACCAAGUCAAACCCAUUCGCGGCGCUUCCAAAGCCAGCCAGCACACCUGCUACAACAGGUAGCAGUUCCAGUUUUAGCCUAUUCGGCGCCAAUAAGGAUACUGGUGCAGCAACAGUGAAAGCUCCCGAAGCACCAAAGUCUAGUUUAUUCCAGCCAUUCAGCACACCGCAGCCGGCGAAGACCACUGACGUGGAGAAAUCACAGGGCGGAAUGUUCACUGCGGCUCAACCUAAGACCACUUCUGGUCUCUUCUCACAGACGUUCCAGCCCGAGAGCAACAACUCCAGCAAUUUGUUCAAGAAGCCACAAUCAACAUCAGAAAUGCCCAAGGCUGCACCCGCACAGUCCACCACCAACGAGGCUUCCAAUCCCUUUGCGUCCUUGUCCAAACCUUCGACAGAUCGCCCCAACUUGUUCAGCGCUUCGGAGGAACCUUCGCAGCCAUCCCCCACGCCAGCCAUGUCAAAUCUCAACGGAGACUCACAAGCAUCUGAGAUGCCCAAGGUUCCCAAGGUGCACGUCCCGAAAGAAUGGGCUGUUCCAGGUGCCGUUCGCGCGCAAAGCAGCGAUGGCCUACUCAAGCAAAUAUCUGAUUUGACCGCUCAACUUCAGGUGUUGAACGACAAGUACCGACAGCAGCUGGGCAGCCUUCCUCUCACGGCGGAUUGGUCAAGCGUGUCGCUUUGGCACUACCAACAUGCCUCGGACAUUAAGAAGAAGAUUGACAACGCGAAGAAGCAACGUGCAGCUGGACGAGGCAUCACCGGGAAUGAAUCGAGCCUGUCCACCAAGCGGAAGGUCAGCGAUGAAAGCCCCGAAGUCCGUCGUGACCCAUCGCCCUCCAAGCGAGCUCGUGCGACCGAAGCACCUGCUAGUCCCACUCCUCAGCUAUCGGAUUCUACGCCGAAGCUUAAUGCCCCGGCAACGGCAACAUCCAACAUGUUUGCAAAGGCAAUCGGUAACAAGCCCUCUACACCUGCGGCAACAUCAUCGACAAGUCUCUUUGCGCCAAAGACGGCUGAGAAGCCCGCCACGGAACCCUCGAAACCAGCUGCACCAACUACAGGUUUCGUCUUCACACCCUCAGCGCCGACUACCAACGGUUCAGAUACCUCCUCCGGCUUCAAGCCAAGCUUUGGUGGUAGCUCCACAAGUACAUCGGCCUCUACUGGAUUCAAGCCAACCUUCGGUGGUAGUUCGAUUAGCACAUCGGGCUCCGCUGGCUUCAAGCCAAACUUUGGUAGUGCUCCGGCAGGCGGCUUCAUGGCCCAGUUCACCAAGACCGCGAAGACGUAUGAGGAGCUGGCCGCGGAACGCAAGAAGAAGGCUAUGGAUGAGGACUAUGAUUCCGAUGAUGAGACCAAGGAGGAAUGGUCUGCGAGGUACGACAAGGCUGAGGCUGAGCGCCUCGCCAAGGAGAAGGAGAUUGCUGCUUCGACUAAGUUCGUCCUACCCGGUGCCGAAUCAUCUGGUAGUACUUCGCCUAAAGAUAACCCGUUCUCUGGCCUUUUGAAGCCCAAUAGUGGUGCGUCCACUUCUAAAGCUGCCAGUCCUGCCCCAUCCACAGGUAGUCAAUCGGUUUUUGAUGCUACCGCCUCUCAAACAUCAUCGCCCAACAUAUUCGGCCACCUGUCAGGACCAUCCUCCAACAACCAAGAAGAGUCCGACGAAGACGAUGGCGAGCAACAGGCGACUGUGGGUUCAGUAGAACCAGCCACACCUCCUACGAAUCGCGCGUUCGGCGGAUCGGAAACAGAGUCUGAAGACACCCAGAAGCAAGAUACGGCCCCCAAGGGCAGCUUACUCUCAAGGAUGACCAAGGACACUGACUCCGAAUCAGAGAGGGAGAACAGUGGCGCUUCUCCUAUGUUCGGCCAGACUAAUGGUACUACCACCCCCGCCAACAAGCCCUUCCAGUUCUUUGACUUUGGUGCUGCAUCCAAGACUGCGCCGCCGAAGUCCGAUACAUUUGCCGGUGAUCAGACCUUCAAGGUCGGUACUCCGAUUAAGUUCGGCCAAGCUCCCGCUACCGAGAAGAAGGACGCUCCAAAGUUGAACGUCUAUUUCCAGCCUGCCACCCCUGCAGCGGGUGAGUUCUCAACCACACCUGCGAAACCACCGCCCGCCUCGAUCUUCAACUUUGCUCCAUCAACAGGUGGAUCAUCGCUCUUUGCGCCAUCAGGUGGCAACUCUGUGACCUCGUCCGUGUUUUCUUCGCGCGCUGGCACGCCUCUAUCUGAAGCCGGCGAGACCAGUGCAGCGUCUGCAGCAGAGGAUGAUGAAGAAGGUGGCAAGCAAGAACAGAUCGACUUGACUAAACUGACUGAAGACGAGCUUGACACCUACGACAUUGUCUUCCACACUGAAGUCGUACUGGCCAAGCAUCAAGAGGGAGAAAAGGGCUGGACAAAUAUCGCAAAGGGCCCCCUCUGGAUCCUCAAGGACAAGCAGACGGGCAAGUGCUCUGUGCGCGUUCGUAUCCCGAGCGGUGCUACACCGCUCAACUACCAAAUUCUACCUGCGCUGCCAGCCACUGUUACUGGCGGUAGCAAGAAGAUGGUCAUGGCGACCAAGCCUGCCAAGGAAGGCGGGCUGCAGUCCGUUCUCUAUGCUGUCAAGACGCCGGAGAUCGCCCAAGAAUUGGCAGCGAAGUACACAGAGUCGGUGCCUAAAUCACAGUAA